AUGGACGACCAGUACAUGCUCGGGACCAUCUACCCCACGGCCGGCUACCUCUUCACCGAGGAGCUGGCCGUGCACUUCAUGGGCCUGCAGUCGACGGGACUUCCGGCUGGCAGCUUCAGUUUCGGCGGCGACUCGAUUUCGAGUAUGGCCCAGCAGAAGUCAAAAGUUGCGUUUGACAAGUCCACUGAUCCCACCUCCCGCUCCGAUUAG
Messenger RNA from Phytophthora sojae, 210 nucleotides. RefSeq lists its product as hypothetical. The coding region runs from base 1 to 210 and encodes 69 amino acids. Lineage: Eukaryota; Oomycota; Peronosporomycetes; Peronosporales; Peronosporaceae. The transcript has 2 exons. The record is from RefSeq and is a predicted model, not a curated record.